ACGACACAAUCACACAACAACUUGCUUCAGCGCACAAAUUAAGAGGAGGAAAAAAAAAACUCAAACUGAAACACAAAAUAUGGCGCUCUCAAUUAAAAUAUCACCCAUAUUAUUAGUCCUAUUACUCUCUCUUGUUUUUCUUUCAUCAUCAGCUUCGGCUUCAACUCUAGAGGACUUUAUCGAAUGCGUUUCACAAAAUUCUGACGUCUCUGUCCCAAUCUCCACAGCCUUUGUCACUCCAAACACUUCAUCUUUCACCCCUCUCUUGCAAUCCUCUGCUCAAAAUCUCAGAUAUUUAGUCCCUUCAGCUCCAAAACCGGAAUUCAUCUUCACUCCAUUGCAUGACUCCCACGUCCAGGCCUCCGUCAUCUGCUCCAAGAAGCUCGGAAUCCAUCUCCGAGUGCGAAGUGGAGGCCACGACUACGAGGGCCUCUCGUACGUCUCCCAAAUCGAAACGCCCUUUAUUGUUGUAGACCUCGGGCGUCUCCGAACGAUCGACGCCAAUAUUGAGAACAACACAGCGUGGGUUCAGGCGGGAGCGACAAUCGGAGAAGUUUACUACCGAAUCUCUGAGAAGAGCAGAGUUCAUGGCUUCCCAGCAGGGCUUUGCACGAGUUUAGGCGUCGGUGGGCACAUAACUGGCGGAGCUUACGGCUCUCUGAUGAGAAAAUACGGCCUUGGUGUUGACAACGUUGUCGACGCGAAAAUCGUCGACGUUAACGGGAGAAUUCUCGACAGAGAAGCCAUGGGGGAAGAUCUGUUUUGGGCGAUCCGAGGUGGCGGAGGAGCAAGUUUUGGGGUAAUCCUUUGGUGGAAGAUCAAACUCGUUCCAGUUCCGGAAACCGUGACGGUUUUCACCGUCGCGAAAACGUUGGAACAAGGCGCGACGAAGGUGCUCUACAAGUGGCAACAAGUAGUGGACAAGCUUGACGAAGAUCUCUUCAUUAGAGCCAUUAUUCAACCGGCGAGCAAAGGCAAGAACUCAACUGAGAGAACUAUUGUCACGGCUUUCCAAGCCCUGUUUCUCGGAGACUCCACAAGACUUGUCCAAGUGAUGGAAAAUAGUUUUCCUGAACUGGGUUUAACCAAAAAAGACUGCCUAGAAAUGAGUUGGAUUCAGUCUGUUCUCUACAUAGCCAGCUUUCCUAGCGGAACCCCGCCGGAAGUUCUUCUGAAAGGAAAAUCCACUUUCAAGAACUACUUCAAAGCGAAAUCGGAUUUCGUCAAGGAGCCGAUUCCAGAAACCGCGCUUGAAGGGCUUUGGAAGAGGUUUUUGGAAGAGGACUCUCCAUUGACGCUUUGGACACCUUAUGGUGGAAUGAUGAGCAAGAUUUUGGAGUCGGAAACUCCAUUCCCGCACCGGAACGGCACCGUUUUCAUGAUCCAGUGGCUGUCUUUGUGGCUUGAUGGUGAAAAUGACACCGCAAAGCACAUGGAUUGGGUUAGGACGCUUUACAAUUACAUGGCUCCGUAUGUUUCAAAGUUUCCAAGAGAAUCGUAUGUGAAUUAUAGAGAUCUUGAUUUGGGGAAGAACAAAAAUAACAAGAGUACGAGUUUUAUUGAGGCUAGUGCCUGGGGAAAUAAGUAUUUUAAGGAUAACUUUGACAGAUUGGUGAGUGUGAAGAGCAAAGUUGAUCCUGAUAAUUUCUUCAGGCAUGAACAGAGCAUUCCUCUGCUUCCGAGCUCAGCUAGAUGAUUUAGAAUCAAACUUUGAUCGGUUUAAUUGAAGCUAAUUUAGAGGAAUAUCUGUUAUGUGGAGCUGAUCGGAUUUGCCAUGUUAACUAGUAGAAUAAGUGAAAGAGAAAACUGUCUUUUUGUGUUCUUCUUUCCAGUGUUGUAGAAUAAUUGAUGUAAUAUGGUUUGUUCUCUAAUUAUUAAAAAAAAAAAAAGUUGUUUCUAAUU
This is a messenger RNA of Morus notabilis, 1902 nucleotides long. Its product is annotated as berberine bridge enzyme-like 13. The record is from RefSeq and is a predicted model, not a curated record. Bases 80 to 1696 code for a protein of 538 amino acids. Lineage: Eukaryota; Viridiplantae; Streptophyta; Magnoliopsida; Rosales; Moraceae. Gene Ontology annotation, molecular function: FAD binding; oxidoreductase activity. The transcript has a single exon.